GCCAAUGUACCCGUCACCCCCCUCGCACGCCUAACCGCGCCCACCACCCCGAACGCUGCCCCGCCUUGGCGCCGCACGAUCCCAACGAACGGCGACGGUUCGGGGAUGACGACAUCUUCGCGGCGUCGGCGGCCCCCACCGCGCGCGCCCGAUGUGUACGGGUUGGUAUGUCUUCUUGCUUCCCGUCGCAUGCGCGUAGUACCAUAUAGAUUGAUUGAUUAUAAAUUGUUGGAGCUGGACCGAGCCGGAUCGAUUGUUCUGGUGAGUCGUGAGUCGUGAGUCGUGACCAGAAGAAGAGGAUUGGAUUAUCUGCGGCGGCCAUGGCGUUCUUCGAGGGAAUGGAGUCGUACGCCCCCUACCUACACCAAUUCGCAGCAUCGGUCUCCGGGACAAGCUGCGACAGGGCGGCGGCGGACGAGGAGUGCCGCGACGAUGCGGCGGCGCUGAGGCUCAAGAUGGUGGCCGUCGCGUCCAUCCUCGUCGCUGGAGCGGCGGGCGUCGCCAUCCCGCUCGUGGCCCGCAAGCGCCGCGGCGGCUCCGGCAGCGGCGCCGGGGGCGGCGGGACGUUCGUGCUCGCCAAGGCGUUCGCGGCUGGGGUGAUCCUGGCAACGGGGUUCGUACACAUGAUGCACGACGCGGAGGAGAAGUUCGCCGACCCGUGCCUCCCCUCCACGCCCUGGCGCCGGUUCCCCUUCCCGGGAUUCGUCGCCAUGCUCGCCGCGCUCGGCACCCUCGUCGUGGACUUCGUCGGCACGAGCUUCUACGAGCGCAAGCACCGCCGCGACGAGGAGGAUGCUUCCGCCGCCGCAGCCGCCGCACGCGAUGAGAGCGAGGCGACGCGCUUCCUGCUCGACGACGGCGUGCCCUCCUCACGGAUCGCUGCGGCUGCGGUGAGCGGUGGCGACGAGAAGCAAGACGCCAUGCACAUCAUAGGGAUCCGCGCGCACGCGGCCGCGCACCGGCACAGCCAUGCGCACGGCCAUGGCGCCUGCGACGGAGGAGCCGUGUUCGACGGCCACGGCCACGGGCAUGAACAUGGCCAUGCGGACGAGGAGGGCCCGUCCCAAUCUCGGCAUGUAGUUGUGUCACAGAUUCUAGAGCUGGGGAUUAUUUCGCACUCGGUGAUCAUCGGACUAUCGCUGGGUGUUUCGCAGAGCCCAUGCACAAUCAAACCUCUGGUUGCUGCCCUCUCCUUCCACCAGUUCUUUGAGGGUUUUGCAUUGGGAGGCUGCAUUUCUGAGGCUCAGUUCAAGAAUUUCUCUGCUCUCCUGAUGGCUUUCUUCUUUGCUAUCACAACACCUGCGGGGAUCACCGUGGGGGCAGGGAUCGCAUCAUUCUACAAUCCCAACAGCCCCAGGGCGUUGGUGGUGGAGGGCAUUCUGGAUUCAAUGUCGGCUGGUAUAUUGAUCUAUAUGGCACUAGUUGAUCUCAUAGCUGCUGAUUUCCUUAGCCGGAAAAUGAGCUGUAAUCCAAGGCUACAAGUGUGCUCCUAUGUAGCAUUGUUUCUUGGGGCUAUGGCCAUGUCAUCACUUGCUAUCUGGGCUUAGUGUUAGUAAGUAUACUUAAGCAAGAUGAAGGCAUAGGGGGAAGCUGCCUGGUGUCCUAGACUCCAAGUAACUUUUGUGGAAGAUGGGUUGAUCCUUUUCUUUGUCUUUUUUUGUUCAUUCUUUUGUUUGUUUGUUCUUGUCUUGGUGGUUGGGUGGAAUAAGUCCCUGUUCGGUCAUGCAAAACGAAGUCCCUCUUUGGGAUACAUUGUGAAUUUGUGAUGGGUGGAGAAGAGAGGAUGAGAGAGGAAUUUGUUCAGGGAAUAGAGAUCUCAAUGAGUGUUGGAUAUGAGAAAUUGUCAAUCCACGUUAUAAGUCUUUUAAUCUUACAUGUACAUCAAUGUGGAUCCUGGAGCGGCCAAUUGGACUGUUCGAAUAUUCAGUGUCAGGUGCUGUUCAAAAUGGGAGUGGUACUUAUGCA
Messenger RNA from Brachypodium distachyon (stiff brome), 1965 nucleotides. RefSeq names its product zinc transporter 10. Lineage: Eukaryota; Viridiplantae; Streptophyta; Magnoliopsida; Poales; Poaceae. The transcript has 5 exons. Gene Ontology annotation, biological process: zinc ion transmembrane transport. Gene Ontology annotation, molecular function: zinc ion transmembrane transporter activity. The record is from RefSeq and is a predicted model, not a curated record. The coding region runs from base 321 to 1547 and encodes 408 amino acids. Gene Ontology annotation, cellular component: plasma membrane.